AUGAUGUCGGCGCGGCGAUGGUGCGCGACAACGCCGCCACACGGCACCGGCUCCUCCGGUUCACAGUCCAUAGAUGAGGAGGCUGUCGUUCGCGCUGCCAAGUGGAGUUCGUCCAAAUUCGAGGAGCGAUUGGGCUUCUGUGCCGGUGAGACUAUCACUGAGGAGCGUCUGAAGCGCCACUACCGCAUUCUUGCGAAGCACUACCACCCGGACACGGCUGCGGGAAGCGGCAGCAGCAACGGCGUAGGGUAUGAGGGGGAGACAAGCGCUGGCAGGGAUGGUGCCUUCCAGAACAUAAAAGAGGCGUAUGAUGUGGUCAGCGCGGCGGUGAAACAAGGUGGUCGACGGGGUGGCAAUGCCUCGCGCGGGUUCUCCGCGGAAGACUUCGCUGGGGGGUUCGAGUUCUCUGACGAAGCGCGGCGUCGCUCUCAGAUGCGACUCCUUGGCGACGCGGUCCUGCUUUUUGUGUUCAUGACAGUGGCCUUUAUUGGAAUUGUGAGCAGCCACAACAAGUCACGCAUGCAGUCUCGCUAUCUUUGGCACCUGGUCGGGAUCUUCUUUAUAAUUCAACUCUUCCCACGGCUGUUUGCGGCGGCCAUCCUCUUCGCUGUGCAUUCGAUGCAUCUGCUCGAGAAAGCAACGCUGCAGGAGCAAGCGGCUAUCUCGCUCAUCGUGGAGCGGACUGAGAGGGCCUGCUGUGUGCAGCUGGACGGUCUGAGGACCGAGGCGCAGCCGAACGUUGUAGUCCAAGUGACAACGACAGCAGACGCCGACAACGAAGCUACAGAGAGGGUGUCCUCGACACUCACCUUCGACAAGGGCGUCACAGCCUUUACGCUGCCUGUGCCAGCCGAUUCGAGCUGUGUCUACCACGUCAAAGCAGUGGAUGAGGCACGCAAGAUAGUGCUGGUGGAUCGGUCGCUCUCGGCGAGGAUGCCGGCAGCCGUCUAG
Molecule: messenger RNA, 951 nt
Organism: Leishmania major strain Friedlin
Lineage: Eukaryota; Euglenozoa; Kinetoplastea; Trypanosomatida; Trypanosomatidae
Exons: 1
Coding region: 1-951 (316 amino acids)
Source: RefSeq, a predicted model, not a curated record